Phialemonium atrogriseum is the source of this 1799-nucleotide messenger RNA. Its product is annotated as fungal-specific transcription factor domain-containing protein. The record is from RefSeq and is a predicted model, not a curated record. Gene Ontology annotation, cellular component: nucleus. Gene Ontology annotation, molecular function: DNA-binding transcription factor activity, RNA polymerase II-specific; transcription cis-regulatory region binding; zinc ion binding. Gene Ontology annotation, biological process: positive regulation of transcription by RNA polymerase II. NCBI's taxonomy places the organism in Eukaryota, Fungi, Ascomycota, Sordariomycetes, Cephalothecales, Cephalothecaceae. The transcript has 6 exons. The coding region runs from base 77 to 1693 and encodes 538 amino acids.
GCCCAUUCCAUCACAUUUCUCCCAUGCCCUUCUCCAUCACUCACUGCGCCGCCAAAUACCCCCUUGACUUGGAAAGAUGGCAACUUUCGCCGCGACACGCACUUGCGAAAGUUGUAGAGAACGGAAGAUCCGAUGCGAUGGAGGCCGGCCUGUGUGUGAGAAUUGCCGUCGAUCUCGGCGGACUUGCGUCGUUCAUUCCCUCCGACUGUCGUGGCCGAGGACUGGGAAUAGGCGUCGCUUUGUCAUCGGCCCACGCCCGAAACCCGCACACAGAGGCGAGGCCAGUCGCGAGUCCCACUUCUUGAACGUGUCGUCCUCGCAUGUGGAAGAAUACCUAUCAUUGUCCCAUGAUGGGACUCCAUACAUGAGCGACAGAGAUAACUAUACUGCUCUCGGGGUCAUUCCUCAUAGCCCAUCCAUGAUAUAUUCAACACUAGAAACUGUACAAGAUGGCAGCAGGUCGCUGUCUUAUUUCUACCGAAUCGUUGCUAAUACACUUCCUGCUAUUGAGGGGACGAACUCGGACUUUCGGGACUUGCUGAUGAAGAUGGCGCUCUCUGAUGAUAGCCCGUCAUCUCAAGCUGUUCUGUUCUCAAUCCUGUCCCUGUCAGCACUUCACCGCCCGGCUAGCAACUCCAAGGACGUGAUCAGCUUCAAGGCCUGCGCACUCAAGGCCUUGAGAGAAUGUGCAAGCAGGGGCAACCUUACCCUGGUGCAGACAAUGCAACAUAUGGCAGCUGCUAUUCUCCUCUGCCGAAUAGAAAUCGGCCUUUUCACUGCUGCUUCUACACUGUGGUGCUUAUUUGUCUGUGGAGCGAACACAGUCCUGACCGAAGCCCACCAAUCAAUGAACCUCCUGAUGCUUGGCAAAGAUCUUCGUCUUCUGUACAGAUACGUGCACUAUCACAAUACCAUGUCCUUCUUUAGCUUGAUGCACUGGAAUCGACCGAAAUCUGUCGAUAAGGGUACAAAAUCCGACUUCAGGGGCAAGGCCCUAGAGUUUAAGUGCCCGAAGAACUAUACUAUUCCCGCCUUCAAAGACUUCGUCUCGGAGGAAUUCCAACUUCUAGUAGACGUUCUUGACUUGAGGAGUGCUCCCGAGUUUGGCAACAACUGCCACUCGGAGACGCAUCAGGCCAUGCUUGAAGACAUAAGUAGUCGCAUUUCACGCACAUUUUCUCGCGCCACAGGGGAAUUGAAGAAAAUCCUACAGUCGAACUCAAUAUCCUCGGCCGAGGUCCAAGCUCAGCUUCAGAAAAGGUUGUUCAUUGCGGCCACUUGGAUCUACUUCGUCCGAACGGCUCGGCAGCUAUCCGGUCCAAUCUCAACAGUGUCUUCGCUUCUGAGCGAUGCCUUUGACAGUGACACAACAGGGAUACGACACCUCAGCGUUUGUAACUUGCCCUUCAUCGUGUUCAUCCUCGGGUGCGAGACUUCUUCAGAAGACCAUAGGAGGGACAUUCUCGAUCUGAUUCAACGGACCUCGGGUUUGGGUAGAGAUGAGGGAAUAUCUCCCGAUCAGGCAGCAGUCUCUGUACAACCUGUGUCACUGGGGGUCAUCAGGACAUUGCUAGAAGCAGCCUGGGCGAUGGAAGACUUGCAUGCUGAUGACGGAGGGGGGAGAUGCCUCGACUACGAACAAAAGUUGCAUUUGGUGCUCACGGCAUCCGAGGUAUUGCCGGCAUUCGCCUAAUGGAGGACGCGGGAAUAUAUAUGAUUACUUGAGGACUAGAUAGGUUCGAGGAGCAUAUAUGAGAGAUGAGAGGCGCGAUAUCCUUAGACCGCUAAUAAUACACAGG